CACACAGACACGCACACACGCACGCCCAGGCACCGGCAGCGCCCGGCCCCGCCGCGCUCCGCGCCCGGCGCUUCCCCUGCGGAACUCCCAUUUGCCGCGGCGCUCCUCCAAUCGCAGGAUUCCCCCUCUCGCGUCCGGCGUUUAACUCGCAUGACAUUUUUAUUUCGUUAUUAUCGUUUUCGCGCAGAAUCUGGCGCCUCCGAUGGGUUGCCGGGUUGGCUUUUUUUUUUUUCUCCUUCCCCGUUCCCUUCCCCUCCUCCCCCUCCCCCCUCCCCUCCUAGCUCGCAGGAAAUGAUGGCAAACCGCGAUCUGAAAUGAUUACUCCGGAAAAAAACCCUUUUAUACCAGGAGAGCAUCCACGGGGCUAGGCAGAGGCAGGAGGCGGCCGCGGGGCAGCGGGGAGCCGAGGAGCCAGCCGCCGGCGGAGCAGGGACCCCCCCCCCCCCCCCCGGCAGUUCUCUCCGACGAUGCCGGACGAAGCCACGGAAAACGCCGGCUCCACCUCCGCCCGCGUCUCGUCCUUCUUCAUCGAGGACCUGCUGGGCACCGAGGGCACGGCGGGCGGCGGGGCGCGGCGGGCGGCGGCGGGCGGCGGCGGCCGCGGGGGGCCGCGCUGCGGGCCGCGCUCCCCGCUGCGCCUCGGAGCCCCGGGCUGCCCCCUCCGCGACGCCGCCGUCGGCUGGUACCGCCGAGCGCACGCCGCUUUCCUGGGCUGCGCCAGCCCCGACACCAGCGACCGGGAUUCGCCCGAGCUGCCCGAGGAGCCGGCGGAGCGGGCGGGCGGCGGCGGCGGCGGCGGGCGGGCGGCGGCGCGGGGCCCGGCGGGCGGGCGGCCGGGGCCGGGCGGCCGUGAGGAGGAGGAGGAGCGCGGCGAGGAGCCGGGAGAGCCGGAGCAACGCGCCGCCGGCCGCAAGAAGAAGACGCGCACGGUGUUCAGCCGCAGCCAGGUCUUCCAGCUGGAGUCCACCUUCGACGUGAAGCGCUACCUGAGCAGCUCGGAGCGGGCCGGGCUGGCCGCCUCGCUGCACCUCACCGAGACGCAGGUGAAGAUCUGGUUCCAGAACCGCCGCAACAAGUGGAAGCGGCAGCUGGCCGCCGACCUGGAGGCGGCCAACCUCUCCCACGCCGCCCAAAGGAUAGUGCGGGUCCCCAUUUUGUACCACGAGAACUCGCCGGCGAGCGCCUUGGGCUUCACCCUGCCCCACAUGUCGCCCCCCUUGGUGGGCUUCUCCAGCGGCGUCAGCUACCCCCUGGGCACCUUCCCCGCCGCCUCCCUCCCUUUCCUACGGUCGCAGAUGACAGGACUCGUCUGAGCGCCCACCUGCGCCGGGACCGCGGCCCCCUCGCCCCCUCCCCCGGCUUCCAGCUCCACCCCCCUUCCUCCCCGGACUUUUUAUUGCCAACUUACACGUUUCUCGAUUUUCUGCUUUGUGACUUUUUUUUUUUUUUUUUUUUUUAAACGUGCAAUAAACUUGCUUUUGGGGUAAACUCGGAGCGACGCGCAGCAGCCGGAGGGAACCGAAAGGACUACGAGGACCCCAGCCAUGAGCCGGGAGCGGGUCGGCGGGGCUCCCCCCGCCGCGCAUCCAAAGAAAAUGCAGCCCCGUGGCAGCGGCAAAGCCCUCGCCGCCGCCUCGGCCCCGGGGUGACGCAGAGCGGCGUUUUCCGGGGGCGGCAGCAGCCCCCCAGACCCUUCCCCACCGCCCCCCGCAGAGCUGCCGAGCGUGAGACGAAUGUACGGAACCGCCGGGGCCGGGGGGCCCUUCCCGGCCCCGCCGCCGCCCCCGCCCCACGGACGGCGAAGCCCCGGGGCCCCCGCCGCGGCCAGGGGCCCUUCCCCGUGUCCUCCGCUGCCCCGGGCCGGCGCUCCUGCCGGGGGAACCUUUCAUUUUCCCCGCUGCCCCGGCUGCUUUCCGUGCAGAGCCGGGGGAGCCUGCGGAUCCUCGCCUCCAGCAGCUUCUCCAGGGCCCUUUGUUUUAGCCACUUAAUUCGUACAGAUUUCUGCCCCCCUCCCUCCAUGGUUACUCUCGUUUUCAUACGAUCGAUACCCAAGCAUGUGCUGAUGCCCCCUGGUCCUUCUCGAUGCAGGCUUUUUGAUUUGAAACAACUCGAAGAAGGCAAAUCGUUGGAAUGAAUUCGCCCCGCUGAAGUCCGAGCUGUGAGGAUUUGGCUUCUUGGUUUUCGUUUUAUUUUCCCUGACAAACUAUCGGCUAAAAUACGCGGUUAAAUACAUACAAAUAUAUAUAUAAUUCAACAUACUGUAUGUUACCAGUGGGUUUGCCACUUAUUUCGGUAUCCUGAGGAGGCUGAGGAAAACGCACCUCGGCUUGUCUGUUUCUUACGGGAUCGGUUUGUGUAAUCGAUUAGGAGUUUGCACUGGCAAUUAAAAAGGAAGGAAAGAAAAAUAAUCAGAUGGGGACAGACUGGGGAGCUGUAUGGCUAGUUAUGCAACCUAACCUGUAAUGUGAUAUUAUAUGAAGUAUUAUGCAUGCCAAGCUAUUUUUUUUUUCCUUUAAUAACUGUUUUCUUUCCCCCUGUCUACCCGCUGCUAAAAUGAAUAUGGGGUCCAUCAUUGUUUCUAAAGGUUUGAAUUGCUUUUUCCGAAUAUUAAGGGGGAAAUGACCUUAUAAAACUCAGCCUUGGUGGAAGGUCAAGCUUUGAUCGUACAUUUUAGGGCAUAAUCAGACGUAAUUGAACCGACCAGCUCGAAGCACUCGGUGUCCCCGCAGGGAAAGCCGGGUCCUGGAUCUAUUGGCGUAUGUGCAUGCGGACCUGUCUCCAGUGAAGGAAGAGCGAUCUAAUUCUUACUAUUUCCUACGUUUUAUAUUAUAUUUGGAGCAAUCUCACGGUUUCUUGUUAUGAAAUCGAUCGGCGAGAUGCGGCGGAGCUUCAGCUUUGAUACGAAACCUGAGAAGAAGGGUCAGGGGCGGAUUAUAACCUCUCCACCGCUUUUUUUUUUUUUCUUUCUUUCUUUUUUUUUUUUUUUUCUUUUUCCGCUUUGGCCUGAAACACGGCUCUGGGCAUCAGCCUGCACAGUUGAAGUCAGGACGCUGGAAGUCUCAAAACCACUCGAGAAUGAAAUAAAUAUAUAUAAUCCGGGUUCCUGAGAAAAGUGCUAACUUGCCGGGGUGCUCGUUUCGAUUUGAGCCCCGUUUCUGGAAGCUGUUGGGGUUUUUUAAAUUAUUUCCCCCCCCCCCCCAACUGCUCUGAAAUCCCUCGUCUCACUCCGGGAGAUCUUCGCCAGCUGUUUUCUUUGCAUAUCCGUCAAACACCCGAAUUCGGGGCGAAAACUUCUAAAGCCUGGUCCCCGAGCAGUGUAAGAAGGACGGGGAGGCGGCGGGGUUGGGGGUGCCGGUGCCCCGGACGGGACCCGCCGGCCGCGGGGGGAGAGGCUGGGGCGGACUUCAGCCUUUUCCUGCGCAGAGGAGGUGACUCGGAGCGAUGUUUCUUCCUCGGGGCGCAACCACUUGAUUUGAUGCCGUUCAGAGCCUGGCUAGCCCUGGAAGAAAGCGGCCAGACCGUUUCCCCCGUCAUACCCAGCUCCCCAGCUCUCCCAGUGUUACCUACUGGAGCAAAAUCCUGACUCACUACAGUCAUAUCAGAGUAGAUUGUAAUCCAACGCGAAACUUAACACGCCUGCCACUCUCCACAUGCCUUUUCUUUGGAGUAACAUGAGAUUAUUAUACUUCUGAUUCUACUAAAUAUUCUUUUCUUGAAGUUAAGGAACUGGCAGGGCUAAAUGAUCAAUCGGAUUUUUAAAAUGUGUUUUGACAUUAGUUUGUUUGUUUUUUAAAGACGUGCUGAUUAUAUCAAUAAACAGAUUUUUUUUCAUA
Messenger RNA from Aquila chrysaetos chrysaetos, 3833 nucleotides. Its product is annotated as homeobox protein HMX1. Gene Ontology annotation, molecular function: DNA-binding transcription factor activity, RNA polymerase II-specific; RNA polymerase II transcription regulatory region sequence-specific DNA binding. Gene Ontology annotation, biological process: regulation of transcription by RNA polymerase II; negative regulation of DNA-templated transcription. Lineage: Eukaryota; Metazoa; Chordata; Aves; Accipitriformes; Accipitridae. The record is from RefSeq and is a predicted model, not a curated record. The transcript is spliced from 2 exons. The coding region runs from base 468 to 1313 and encodes 281 amino acids. Gene Ontology annotation, cellular component: nucleus.